CAUACACCUUGUACACGCGCACCUCACAUACACCUUGUACACCUACGCACCUCACAUACACCUUUGGUAUUUUGAAUAAAUUGCGCCAAUGAUUUUCCCGCCUUAAUCUCGUAGUUCCCAGAUGAUUGAGCAUAAACGUUGCUGGCAACCUGGUCAUUUGUCAUGGCGACAGUCGCCUCCCAAUAGGAUGAGUUAUCGUCUUAUCUUUUUUUUUUUUUAAUUGCUGCUGUGUUUUUUAUUCGUGUUUUACUGAUUACAAGACUCGAAAUUGACGAUAUUAUAAUAUAAUAUCUUCAUCUCCUUGCAUAAUAAAUUACAUCUUGCUUAAGAAAUAUGAUAACAUUUGCUUCACCGCGUGAAUAUUUGAGGCCAUUUGAAGCCAUUUUCAGCUGUGUUUAGCCAUGUUGUUUGUGUUCUCGUGAGUUGGCUGUAUUCCGGUGUUACGUAAUUUCACCUGUUGGAGACUAGUUUGUUAUUUUUCGUGCUUCCUUUCGUUUGGUGUUUAUUUUCCCUGCUUCUUUUCGCUCAAAACACGAGCAAGGUAUUUGAAGGAUGUGGUUGAUACGGGGGUAAACUGAACGCAAAGCAAAAUUCUAAUUUCACGGUUUUUCAUUAGCGUGAGAUGAAUGAGUGUAAAUCGGUGUAUUUAAUUAAGCAAGCCCGCGUACGCCUUCCACUUACUUUUGUUCGUUUAUUUUGUACUUAGAAGUACACAUAUCAGGAUUUUAUUGCACACAAAAAGCUUAGGCAAAUCUGAAGAGAAGAUCUUGUCUUAAUUCUUAAUCUUCGUAUGAAAAGUUAAUGAAUAGCCCGGCAAAUAUGACUUUUUGCCCAAGUUUAAUAACUGUUAAAACUGUGUAUAUGUAGUGUCAACAUAAAGUGAAUCAACCAAAAAGAACAAACUCUAGAGGGACAUGAACGUUACUGAGGUUUAUUUAGUUUGUAUUGUACGAUUUGGCAAUACGAAUAUGUCUUUUGUUGGCAACUCGUUUUUUGCUAGGAUUUCCUCCCGCAAAUGAUUGUUCAAGUUAAUACGCAUUGAUCCAUGGACAAAUUGAUGCAACGGAUUAAAAGUGAAUACCAAGCAAUAGGCACGUUGUGUCAACCGCGAGUCAAUCAUUAUUCGCCACGAGCGAACACGUUCACUUUUCGCUAGAAGCAUGACAAGAUUUUUGAAAAAAAAAAAAUGAACUUGUGGUAGUUGUUAAUGACGAGCUUUUGGUAUAAAUGUGCCGCAGCUGCUGCAGUCAUUUCAAUAUUUAAUGAGUCGCCGAUUUCACCCGACGGUCAAUGGAUUCAUCGUUAGAUUGCGUAGCUUGGGAACAUGCCGCCAUUUGCGCGCGCUGAUGUGACUUUUUCGUGAACAUGAGAAAAACUGAGGUCUCGCAUGGCAUCUACACAAGCCCUGGAGAUCGUAGGCUUGUUAUUAACGUGGGGGGACGAAGGUACGAGACAUUCCAGAGUACUCUCGCUAGCAUUCCCGAUACUCGGCUGGCUUGGAUCGCGGGGAGACCGCACGAGACCCCAGAGUAUGACACAAGCCACAACGAGUACUUCUUUGACCGCCACUCGGCCAUUUUUGAGGAUAUUCUCAACUAUUACCGUACCGGCAAACUACACUGUCCGCGUGGGGUUUGCAGCGCUGUAUUCGAGGAGGAAUUAUCGUUUUGGGGGAUUGAUGAGGAACAAAUGGAGCCAUGUUGCUGGCCUGAAUACACUCGCCAGAGAACAGCCAUCGAGGACCUGCGGAUAUUCAAUGGGAAUGCCUCAGAUGCGAGUUUGAACUCGGAAAAUACAUUGAAUAACGCGGACUGUGUUUUGCCUGGCCGCAAGGCGUCAGAAGACCGUAAAGGCCUAAGAGGAUUUUAUAGGUUGGUUCAACCGAUCAUAUGGAGAACCCUAGAAGAACCUUUCUCCUCUUGUACAGCUAAGAUAACUGCGAUCAUCUCCUUGGCCUUCAUCCUACUCUCCGUUCUCGACUUCGUCAUGUCCAGUGUACCCGUUGUGCCCUACCAGUCCACGCCUAGCGUGAUCGAGUACGUUUGCGGCAGCUGGUUCACCUUCGAGUUCAUUCUCCGUACCGCCUUCUCUCCUUCCCUGCGCCGUCAGUUUAAGAAACCGAUGACAUGGGUGGACAUAGGCGCUUUGCUGCCUUUCUACCUGCAGUUCUUUAUUGACGUAGGCGACAUGGAGCGCAUCAAGAUCUUUAUCAUGUUCAGACUCUUGCGUGUGUUCCGCUUGUUUCGGUUCUCCUACAGGCUCCAGAUCAUGGCGCUCGCGCUCAAAGGAAGUCUCCAUGAGCUUGGCUUACUUCUCCUAAUUCUUGUUAUCUCCGUCAUAUUUUUUUCAACGCUUGUGUUUUACACCGACGGGGAUAACAAACGCUCCAAAUUCCAGAACAUUCCCAAGUCGUUUUGGUGGGCUAUCAUCACCCUGACGACCGUGGGGUAUGGUGACGACACGCCCGUCUCUUGGUCAGGGAGGAUUGUGGGUAGCGCGUGUGCGCUGUGGGGGGUGCUCAUGAUCACUCUCCCCAUCUCUAUCGUGAAUAGUAACUUUUCCUUGUACUACGCUCACGCCAAGGCCAUGCUAAGGCUACCCAAGAAAGUCGUCAAAGAGACCUUCUCUCCGGGAACCAAGCGCUAUCUCAGCUAUCUCUCAGCCUUAAACUCAGAUAUUAACUUUGACGGUCGAUUUGAGCGGGAGCUCAAAGUCCACGGUGGUCUCCCCAGUCCCUCGCAGUCAAAUAUCCAUCUGGCUGUGGGGGCUCUGAGGAUGAGUUCGCGCAAAAGCACGAGUUUGUCUCCGUCACGCAUUCGAAGAAUGUACGACAAACCCCGCCUGAUAAGACCUGCUGUCAGAUUGGACACACUUAUCCCGCCACCCAUUGCGGUCACCCGCGAGCGCAGCGACUCGCUCAACACCGUCAACAUCGGCCUGCUCCCCCCGGACUGGGACGGCGACUUGGAAAUGUUGUAUUACACUCAAGAGGACAAAGAACAAAGCGAGGGGGGGGAGGGAGAACUUCACGCAUUCCCCCCCAGGCUACCCCCUAGUGGGGCUAGCAGGAGCAAUUCUGCCGUAGAGGGGAGGGACGGAAUUAAACGGCAAGCGCUGACACUGUGGGGAGGGGACGAGUCCCAGCCAGGCAGGAGCAAUUCUGCCGUAGAGAGAAGGGACGGGACACAAAGGCAAGCUCUUACUGUGUGGGGAGGGGACGGGUUUCCCCCGGGUAGAAGCAACUCUGCCGUGGAGGGGAGAGACGGAUCACGGAAAAACUUGACUGUGUGGGGAGGGGACGGGUUCCCCCCGGGUAGAAGCAACUCUGCCGUGGAGGGGAGAGACGGAUCACGGAGAAACUUGACUGUGUGGGGAGGGGAUGGGUUUCCUCCGGGUAGAAGCAACUCUGCCGUGGAGGGGAGAGACGGAUCACGGAGAAACUUGACUGUGUGGGGAGGGGACGGGUUUCCCCCGGGUAGAAGCAAUUCUUACGCGGAGAGGAGGGACGGAUCAAGGAGAAAUUUGACUGUGUUGGGAGGGGACGGCUCUCCCCCGGGUAGAAGCAAUUCUUACGUGGAGAGGAGGGACGGAUCAAGGAGAAACUUGACUGUGUGGGAUGGGGACGGGUUUACCACGGAUAGAAGCAAUUCUAACGUGGAGGGAGGGGAAGGGACAAAGCAUGAGCUGACUUUCUUGGGAAGGGAGUGGUUUUCCUCGGGACGUAAAUUAAGGAGCAUGAGUUCAGAGACUCAGUGCUGAUCAGUAACAAUGACGUCACAAUGGUCACAUUUCGGUAAUGCGGCACUCUCGAGCUUGAUAGGAUAAGCGUGUGAUUUUCUUGUUGUGUGUAUACAGCUGAUCUAUAAAAGGGUGGUAAUUUUAGAAAAUGUGACUCAUGAAUCUAUUUUUCGGGAAGAAAUGGUUGCAUGCUCGAAUUUAUUCUGCUUCGCAAACAGUCCUCUGUAUUGGCCUGUAACCUGACAUUCAAUAUGCACCGAAUACGUCAUGUAGAAUAUAUUGUGUUUAGAUGGACACCCUAUUGAAGAUCAGCUUUAUAUAAAAUCAAACAAAUACAUACACAACUAACACUGUCUCUCUCUAUAAUAUAUCAGAAAAUAACAAUUUUUUACCACAGUUUUUGAUUUGACAAAAAAGCCUUGUAUAAAUGUCUAUCUUAUUUGUGUAUAUUAGCAAUAUUCCAUAUGUGAAUUUUAUAAACUAGAUUUCAUACUUUGUCAUGCUGGUCACUCCUUUGGUAAUAGAAGUGUAACGGAAUGUAUGCAUAAUAAUGAGUUAUUAUUUUUCUA
Molecule: messenger RNA, 4307 nt
Organism: Nematostella vectensis (starlet sea anemone)
Lineage: Eukaryota; Metazoa; Cnidaria; Anthozoa; Actiniaria; Edwardsiidae
Product: tubulinyl-Tyr carboxypeptidase 1
Exons: 2
Coding region: 1366-3759 (797 amino acids)
Biological process (GO): potassium ion transmembrane transport; regulation of angiogenesis; protein homooligomerization
Cellular component (GO): voltage-gated potassium channel complex; membrane; cytoplasm
Molecular function (GO): delayed rectifier potassium channel activity; protein binding
Source: RefSeq, a predicted model, not a curated record